AUGGAGGGACUGGAAAAGGCACCCACAUCUGUCCACAGGAGCAACACCGCCCCUAUUCGUCAACAGAGAUCUAAGAAAACCUCCCCCGACUCGUCUGCAAACCCCAUCACCACGACCGCGGAGACCGACCGCCCAGCAUCCGAGAAGCGCCCCAGCGCGCACCAGACAUCAACAGAGCCCCGCCGAAAAUCCAUAGCCUCGUCAGAGGACUCAACGACCAAAUCACGGCGCCGCGGUCAUGGCUCCCUCCCAUCCUCACGCCGGACGUCUUGCACCAUCGUCGACCCCUCCCGACCAGCCCGCCACUACAGGAUCAAAAGCUCGCAGACUUGUCCUACGCUAAACCGCGAAAUUGACGACGUGCUCGCCCUUCAUUUCCGCAGCUGCAGCCUCUUCUCCAACCCCGCAUAUAGUUCCAAUCUCCCCAGCCCCACCAUUUCCGGAUAUAGGGGUGCAAAUACGGACUUCGGCUCGAUGCGAGUCGAUCCGCCACCACCUGCGCCACAGGCCAGCCAGGACGGCAUCGAGUCCUUGUCACCAAAGGAAAGCGAGGAGGCGGUGGCGACGCCUGAAGUGGCGAAUACGCUGCAUUGGAUUUCGCCCAGCACAAGGAAAAUGCAAUACGAAAAGAUUGAUAGAGCGAACAGUGGGUUGAGAGGUUUUGCGAAGAGGAUUGUGCCGAGGUGUGUUUCGGGGCAUCAACCACAGCGGUUCUAUGAGAAGGACAGGUCGGAUGUUGGGUCUGUCCGCCGGUAUCGGAUGGAUGUCUCGGAUGACGAGGAAGUAGACGAGAAGAGUGCCUUGCGGCUGCAAAGCCGCAAGGUGGAGCGAUCGAGACCGGAACAGAAGAACGAUAAUGCGAAGAGGAAGAAGUGGGGUUGCUUCUGA
Messenger RNA from Trematosphaeria pertusa, 888 nucleotides. RefSeq lists its product as uncharacterized. The transcript has a single exon. The record is from RefSeq and is a predicted model, not a curated record. Bases 1 to 888 code for a protein of 295 amino acids. Lineage: Eukaryota; Fungi; Ascomycota; Dothideomycetes; Pleosporales; Trematosphaeriaceae.